AUGUUCUUAAGUGCGGGCCUCAACUGUAUUGCAGAUCUGAAGGACGAUCUUUGUGAGGAGUCGCUUGCCCACCUGAACAUGGACCAACUGAAGAUAGACUCGGACGACGACGAGGCCGACUCUUCGGUGGGAGGCGAGGGACAGCCCCUGAUCUCCUCGUCCGCCACCGUACGCUGAGGUAUCUAGGCGGUUCGGAGACCUCGAAGAAAUAGCAAAGAGGUGCAGCAUGGCCGGGGUAGCUUACCAUCUUCGCAAGGCGAAGUUAGCCUGGUGAUGAGCGAGACUGGGUCAAAGAAAACGAAGCAAAUAGACUAUGCAUGCAUGGCAGACUUCAUGUAAAGUUGCAGAAGCUGCCCACAGGCGAUGUUCAUGGACGUCUGUUUUUUUUUUUUUUAAGGGUAGGGCGUACUACUUGUACUGCUGUAGGUGUUGGUAUGCCCUUGUUGUGUGACCUCCAAAGUCCAAAGAGUGUUGUCAACGGCAUGUAUUAUCGUAGGGGGACAUGAGGGAGAAGGAGGGAGAAAGAGUGCCAGGCCCAAAGCCAGUCGAAAAGGGGGCCCGCAACUCGUAUCUCAAGGUCUCUCCUAGCCGCCCCUCAAGGCAAUCCCAUCUGCGGUACACGAAACCGCCAGUGAUUUGGUACAAUCCGACUAAUCUACCUCCACGCACGAACACCCUCCCUUGGUUCUUUACGCCAGUGAAUAACCACCACUCGUGCGUCGAAGAGUACAUCCGAAAAGCACCUAAAACGACGCAAAUCAGAAACAAGGGGAGACCCGCCAUCGGAUCAAAACCCCUUACAAAUCUCAACGCCUUCACGCCGUUCAUAUCAUGAAAGAUUCCAACGGCCGUAUUGCAACAUCAAGGCAAGACAAUAUCUACCACCGCCCCCGGCUCGCUCUCUACGCCACGCUCGGCUGACUCGACAAGGUCCUCCCUGCGCAGCACAAAAACAAAUCAUCAAGCACGCCCCUACCCUUCUGGUGAGGUCGUACGACAAACUUGGCCAAAAUAGCCACCUACAAUGCACCUGAUAUCCAUUGUCCGCUCCUCGAAUAACACUGAUAGUCUAGACGCCGUAUGCCCUUCCUUACGCAACACAUACCUAGUAGUUGGGGACGACUUCAUACGCCCUCUCUAGUGUGCCAAACAACGCGCGUCGCUUUCCCCUUCUCGGAGAGGCGCUUUCCUUUCUUCAUUCCUUGAUCAAAGGCGACGCCUGGUGAGAUUCGAACUCCCGGCGUAUCCUUACUCGUUACAUGGUCUUAUUCACCAGACUACUCAGUCACUCGGUUGCCUAGAAGCACAUACACGUGGCGAUCGCCCAGCAUUCAAUCAACCAAUCAGACACAUGGUACAUGCAACAUCGUGGAAACACGACCAAACUCCUCCCGUAAAUAGAGUCCAACAACACCCAAGAGGCAACGCCCUCCGUCAUCCAAUAACUGCAAGAUCGAAAUAGUUCCACCUCAAUCAUGAGAGGACGACCAUAACUCUGUCACGUUGCAGAAUAUCUGCAGACCGGGCGCAAAACUCUCCGAGCAUUACACUCUCCAAAACAAAAAAACCACGCACGGCGCCACCCUCCCUUAUUCUGCAACCACACAGGCCACACAGGGAACACAAAACAAGCGGUGACGCGUGAAACUCGAGCAUAUGGCGGCGGAAACACCCAUGGAUUUCAACAAGCAAUUAACAGCGAUCUAUGCAAGUCCGCAACAGCGCCUCACUUGCGACUAUUCACGUGCAAUACAAUUAUCGCCCUUUACUGCUAAACGCCACAUACAAAAGAAUCAGAAAAAAAA
This is a messenger RNA of Ectocarpus sp. CCAP 1310/34, 1805 nucleotides long. The record is from the annotation of a GenBank genome assembly. NCBI's taxonomy places the organism in Eukaryota, Phaeophyceae, Ectocarpales, Ectocarpaceae.